UCCCAGGCCAGAAGUUAAAGCAGUAAGCAGUUGGAACUGACCCAGAGCCAGAGUGGAUCACAUCAGAUCAUAAAAUAUUAAAAAUGGCCAUGGCGACUACCCAAGUUAAAGGAAGUGGCUGGCCACGACGAGCAAGUAAUAGUUCAUUCGAAGGAAAACCCGUGCAAAAUCAAUCAGUAACUAUUAAUAGGACUGUUAAUUUAUAUCCUUUGACAAACUAUACAUUUGGAACAAAAGAGCCGCUGUUUGAGAAAGACCCGUCUGUGCCAGCGAGAUUUCAGCGUAUGCGAGAUGAGUUUGAUAAAAUCGGAAUGCGACGAAGUGUUGAAGGCGUUCUGCUGGUGCACGAGCAUGGAUUGCCUCAUGUACUUUUGCUCCAACUUGGCACGACAUUUUUCAAAUUACCGGGCGGAGAAUUAAAUGCUGGUGAAGAUGAGGUAGAGGGCCUAAAACGGCUCCUGACUGAGACUUUGGGUCGUCAGGACGGCGUUAAACAAGAAUGGGUGAUUGAAGACACUAUUGGUAACUGGUGGAGACCUAAUUUUGAACCUCCUCAGUAUCCUUAUGUCCCGCCUCAUAUAACUAAACCAAAAGAACAUAAAAGAUUAUUUUUGGUACAGCUUCAAGAGAAAGCUCUUUUUGCUGUUCCUAAAAAUUACAAACUCGUCGCUGCGCCAUUAUUCGAAUUGUAUGACAACUCACAAGGAUACGGACCAAUUAUUUCUUCAUUGCCUCAAUCACUUUGCAGAUUUAAUUUUAUUUACAUGUGAGUGGCAGAUAUUCCUGGGAUUAAAAGUUAAAUUUAAUAAAUAAAUCAUAAAAUUGAAAUAAAAAUAAAAAUAUUUGUGCAAGAGGAUUACUUUUUAGUAAUAAGAAUAUCUUUAAAAAUGUAUGUGUAUAUGUAUGGAUGUGAUGAAGAUACGAAUGAUAAUUGACAAGAUAAUAAUAAAUAAUUAUUAUAAUUAUACUAAU
Molecule: messenger RNA, 972 nt
Organism: Microplitis mediator
Lineage: Eukaryota; Metazoa; Arthropoda; Insecta; Hymenoptera; Braconidae
Gene: Cpsf5
Product: cleavage and polyadenylation specificity factor subunit 5
Exons: 6
Coding region: 84-770 (228 amino acids)
Cellular component (GO): mRNA cleavage factor complex
Molecular function (GO): mRNA binding
Source: RefSeq, a predicted model, not a curated record